Penicillium crustosum is the source of this 969-nucleotide messenger RNA. RefSeq lists its product as uncharacterized. The record is from RefSeq and is a predicted model, not a curated record. Bases 1 to 969 code for a protein of 322 amino acids. The transcript has a single exon. NCBI's taxonomy places the organism in Eukaryota, Fungi, Ascomycota, Eurotiomycetes, Eurotiales, Aspergillaceae.
AUGUCCCGUCUUUACCAUAUCUACAACCUCCUAAUUCUAAUAACUAUUCUCUGUCUAUCAACCACACGGGCCGAAUCAGUGGAACCCACAGACCUGCCCGUGCCACGAUCGGCCUGGCAUCCAAGUGGAGAGAUCAAGACCACAGAUCGACAAUCACUUCAAGCACUCACAGAGGAAGCAACAACGACAAUACGCCGACGAACAAUAGUCACAGCAUCAACCUCCACAACAGGAAUGCCCAAGCCCUUCGACACACUUUCCUACAAUUUCGCAAACUCAACCACCUGCAUCGACUUCUUCACAAAAUGGCGCGCAAACACAACAAUCUCAAACUGCAAUGCCAUCUCCCUGCUAAUCGAGAACUCAAACGCCUUCUUCCACGCCCUAAGCUCAGCAGCCGCCACCUCCCUCAUCCUAGAUACAUCCUGUUCGGCAGAUGUCUCACAAUGCGCAUCGAUCAUGACCGCUCUCGCAGCCGAUCUCCUCAAACCAGAUAACUGCGGCGACGACUAUGAAAACGGUAACUCCGUCGUCAAGGGCACGUAUCGCGAUCUCGUCGCUUACGAACCAAUGUACCGUGCUAGUUGUCUCACGAACCCUUCGACCAAGGACUACUGCUUCGUCGACGCGGUGUCGAAUUCAACAGUACCCGAUGACUACAGUGUCUACCUCAUGCCACUGGGUACCCCGCUUACCAGCGGGGCUGUGCCGACUUGCAAUAAGUGUUUGAAAGCGACUAUGGAGUUGUUUUCUGGGUGGGCGAGACGGGAUGGUCAGUCUCUUGAUUUGACUUAUCUUCCCUCGGCGAAGAUUGUUAAUACGCAUUGUGGGGAUGGCUUUGCGGCGACUAAUAUCACCGUUGGUUCGGCGGAUGUCAGGGCUGGGGCGGGUCUUGCUGUUCCCUUGCCCAAACUUGGAAUUGUUACUGUCAUGACUUUGGUUCUUAGUGUCAUGCUGACAGGCUUUUGA